UCUUUGGGGACAUAUUCAUUGCGCACAUUUUAGUCACGCAGAGCGCAUCAAAGGGUAUGAAAUGGCAUGUCCUUUUAUGGAUGAUCCUGUUGACGAAGAGGCAGUAUUACUUCGUAGGGAGUUACAUUUACGUCGGGAGAGGAUUUUGAGGCCCAGAGUGGAUUUUUUGUCAUAUCCCUAUUCGUUUUUAUUUGAGCGUUACCGUUUUUCGUUACAGUCAAUAAGGUACAUCCAUAAUCUCAUCCAUCCUUACAUCAGAAACAUCAACCAUCGCGGCCGUGCUCUUACACCCGAGCAGAUUCUUUGCGUUGCCUUACGUUUCUUUGCGAAUGGAAGUUUUCUUUAUAACAUCGGGGAUGCAGAACAUAUUAGUAAGGCUACUGUUUGGAGAGCAGUAAGGAAAGUGUGCCUCGCUCUUAAGCGCUUUCUGAGAAUUUUUGUAUUGUUUCCUGGGCACAAACCAGUGAGAGUCAUCAAAGAGGAGUUUCACAGGAUUGCAGGAUUUCCAAAUGUGGUUGGAUGCAUUGAUGGCACACAUAUUCCGAUUAUUGCACCUUCUGAAAAUGAAGCAGACUAUGUGAACAGGACAUCCAUCCACAGUAUUAAUGUGCAGAUCAUAUGUGAUGCUGCACAUAUAAUCACAAAUGUGGAGGCCAAGUGGCCCGGCUCUGUUCAUGACUUAAGAAUCUAUCGGGAGUCAACCCUGAACAACAGACUGGAAAGGGGAGAGAUUGAUGGCUUUCUGCUGGGAGAUAGGGGUUACCCAUGCCGACCAAAUCUUAUGACCCCUUACCCAGAACCUGAACCAGGCCCACAGCAGCGCUUCAAUGUGGCACACUGCAGGACAAGAGCCCGGGUGGAGAUGACCAUAGGCCUGUUGAAAGCACGUUUCCAGUGCCUACGUCACCUCAGGGUAACCCCUGAAAGGGCCUGCGACAUUAUUGUGGCAUGUGUUGUUCUCCAUAAUAUUGCCAUAAUUAGAGGGGAGCAACACCCUGCCCUACAAUUACAAGACCCUGAGGAAGACCCCAUCAACCCUGCAGAUUUCCAGGAUGGAAGGGUAGUCUGGGAUAUGAUAUGCUGCAAUGUCUUCUCAGAUUAA
Pimephales promelas (fathead minnow) is the source of this 1102-nucleotide messenger RNA. The record is from RefSeq and is a predicted model, not a curated record. NCBI's taxonomy places the organism in Eukaryota, Metazoa, Chordata, Actinopteri, Cypriniformes, Leuciscidae.